AUGGCAGCUGCGGGAGUAGGGAGUUCCGCUCAAGCUGGUCCCGCUGCUGCGGCGGCGGCGGCGGCGGCGGCGGCGGCGGCGGCGGCAGCGCCGAGAGCAGCAGGGCGGAGCGGCGUUUCCGCUCGACCCAAUCUGCCCUCCGCUCCCUCCGCCCCGUCCGCCCUGUCCGCCCCUUCCGCUUCCGCCCGUCCUUCCCCUCAGCCUGCUCCCGCCGCUCCUUCCGCUUCCAGCCCUCCCUCUCGUCGCUCCGCCAUUUCUCCUCCUCCCGCUUCCUCCCCUCCUUCCGCUUCUUCCGCCCGUUCCGCCCUGUCCGCGCCCUCCGGGCCCUCCGCCACUCUCGGGCCCGCAUCCAGUGCACGUGCACCGCACCCUCCGCCCCGCGCGUCUUCCGCGGGCCCCGCUACAUCCUUCCCUCGCGCCCCCGCUGGUGUUCCCGCUCCCGCUGGCGCAGUUCCUCCCGCGGGCGCAGCUUCCUCCGCGGGCGCGCAGGGCGCGCGGAACUACCCGCCCAUGUACUGGCGGGUCGCGCCGCCAUCAGCCGCCGCGUCUAUGCCGAUGAGCUACUUAACGGCCAUGCCUGGAAUGGCCGGCAGUUCUGCCGGCCAGAACAUGCCGGCGCAGUAUGGAGCCCUGUACGCGGUAGAAGCUUCCCCGUUUCUUCCGUUCGGGCCGCAUGAGGGGGCUUUUGCCUUUGCGCCGAUCAUGAGCGCGGGGGGGCUGGCGCAGGAGCAGGGGGGAGCGGAGAUGGCUGGGAUGGGCUUCUUACCGCAGGGGAUGGGGGUAAUAGGGGGGAUGGUGGGGAUGGGGGGAAUGGCGGCGAUGGCGGGGAUGGGGGGGAUGGGGGGAAUGGAGAUGGGGGGCAUGGGGGCAAUGCAUGCCAUGCAAGGCAUGCAGGGGACGCAGGGGCUGCAGGCAAUGCAGGGGAAGGAGAAGCAGCACGGGAAGCUGAAGCGGGGCGAGGGCAAGGACAAGGCGGCUCACCGCUACCGGGGAGUGAGGCAGCGGCCCUGGGGCAAGUGGGCGGCUGAGAUCCGGGAUCCAGCGAGGGGAGUGCGGUUGUGGCUGGGCACGUAUGACACAGCAGAGGACGCUGCAAGGGCAUAUGACGCUGCUGCUAGAACCAUACGCGGCGCCGAUGCCCAGACAAACUUCCCCGACCCAAACCCCCCUGCUGCUGCUGCUGCUGCUGAUGGUGGUGCUGGUGGUGCUGCUGGUGAUGCUGCCUCUGGUGGUGGUGGUGGUGCUGCUGCUGCUGCUGCUGGUGAUGGUGGUGGUACGGGGUCCUUAGCUGCUCGUGAUGGUGGUGUUACUGCUUCCGCUGCUGCUGGUAGUGGUCUUGGCACCAGCAGUGUGGCUACUGCUGCUGGUGAUGCUGCUGCUGCUACAGCUGCUGCUGCUACAGCUGCUGCUACAGCUGCCUGCGUCAACGGCAUGUCUCCGUUUCUGCGCACCAAGAGGAACAGCAAGGCGCACAAGUACAUGCAGGAGUAUUGCAGUGACACCGAGAGCUCUGGCCCUGACGCUGCUGCUCUAGGUGCUGCUUCAGGUGGCGCUUCAGGUGCUGCUGAUCCAGGUUCUGCCACUGUUGUUGGUGUUCCCGCAGUGUAUGGCGAUGCUUCAGGUGGUUCAGGUGCUCUUGCUGCUUAUGGUUCAUGUGCACGAGAGCAAGGUGCAUCAGGCAUGACGAUGAAGCUAGAGCAAUGCCAAGAUGAUGAUCCGCAUGCUCCAUGUCAAGAUGUUGAUGCUGGCAUGUGGACUCUAGACAUGCCCCUAUACUUAGAAGUAGGAGAUGAUGGCAUGGAUAGUAUCUUAUGGACUGCUGCUGACGUGUCGACCUCAGUUCCCCCGGUUUCUGGAGGUAACCCUAGAAGCUCGGAGGUGCGGUUUUGGCAAUGCCUUCUUCCGAUCACACUGCCGUUCCUGAUCCUUGGACCUCUCGCGCUUCCGCUUCAGGACCUUUGCCUGGCGCGAUGCUUCCGUCCGCUGCACCCAGACCGACUCUACAUCGAGGCCUCGCUUCUUAUAGGCGAGGCCAUGCCUUUCGAUCGCACGAACUGGCACCCUCGCGCCCUCGGCUCCUCCGCAUCCGUUCCCGAACUCUCCACGUGGCAUCCCGGGGAUCACGGGGUCGGCGCUAACGCCGCCUCGAACAGCCGAUUCGCCUCGUACGCACUCGAUCCGGCGAAUCAAGGCUCGGCUCCCGCCCGAACCAGGCCAGGUUCGGGCCGAACCUGGAGCCUCAUGGAGGAGGUGGAAGGGUCGGAGGACGACCCGGAUCACGUGUCCGGCGGUGGUUCGUGGGACAGCGGGCGGAGAGCGCAACUAGAGUAUGCCAGUGGGUUGCCUAUGGAAGGUAGAAUUACAAGCGGUGCAACGAUGGGGUAUUCUGGAGGGGUGGAGUACGGUGCGAGGAGCAGCAGUUGCGGUCAGCUGCCAGGGGUAGAGGAAUCCACGCCUUUGGAUAGUUACAAAGGCAAAAUUAACAACUUCAACAACGGCAGCAGCAAUGCUCAAUUCAGCCAUACAGGAUUCGUGUUCACGGCCAGUCGGCCAGAAGAGCACGCAGAGUUCGGGCCUCGUGCGGGGCUUGCGAGCAAGGCGCACGGGCGACAGGCUAACGGGUGGGGUCCCAGCUCGUUAGGCAGCGUAGCAGCAGCAGCAGGAGGAGCAGGAGGAGUAGCAGCAGCAGCAGGAGCAGGACGAGGAGGGAUGCAAGCGGAUCGAGUGGGGGUGAGAGAGGGAGGCGGGUUGGGGAGGGGAGCAGGCGAGGCAAGGUCGCUGCCACUGCGGUGGGCCGGGGACAGGUUCUUAGAAACCGUCAGGGAGCAUGAGAGCUUUGUGCACAGGCCCACGGUCGGCGCGGCUGCUGCAGAAACGGGUGAUAUGAAGCCUGUUGACGUCAAGGCUGGUAACGCCGAGGCAGAGAGGCCCUGGUUUCCUGGUGCAUCUGGAGAGGCGAUUCCCGUGGGUAGCGGAGGGGCGGGUUUUGAGAAUUCUCAGAGGCCUUGGUUUCCUGGUGCAUCUGGAGAGGCGAUUCCCGUGGGUAACGGAGGGCCGUUUUUCGGAGCUUCUGCUGCGAGUGUUGGGCCGUUUUUGGCGCAAAGCGGAGAGCUGUUUUCGGGUCUUCCAGUGCAGGAGCAGCAGCGGUGGGCGCUUCCGGAGAUGGGGUGGGGGGACGCGGGGGGCGCUGGGGCGGAGGAAGCGGGAAGGGGAGGUGGCGGAAGAGAGGAGAGGGGGGCGGCGGUAAGGGACGACGGGGCGGACGUGGAGUUCGCUGAUUGGCUGAUGGUUCCUGGGGAAGGGGAAGGGGAGAUUCCUGGGGAUUUGUUAGGAGAUGGAGGAGGUCAAUGUGUGCCUGCUCGUCAUGCUGGUGCAGUUUCUGCUGGUGAUGCUUCAGCUCGUGAGGAUGUUUCUGGUGGUGAGCUUUCUGGUGGUGCUGUUUCUGGCGUUGCGGAGUGCACAGCAGAGGGAGCGCAAGGCCGGAGUGCGCAGAACGGGGAAGCUUGUAUGGGGGAAGAAGGGUCGACUCAAGAGCGGGAGGGAGCCUUAGGGCGCGAGGGGGGUGGGGAGUGGACACUGGAGCGAGAAGGAGAGGAAGGAGACGUGCUGUCGGAGUGUCCUAGCCUGCCUGACGACCUCGCCUGGUGCUCCUGGCCCGGCUGUGAAGACAUGGCUACUACCCAUGGCCCUUCUCACGGCCCACCUCGUGCGUCCGCGCAUGUACUCUUGCAUGGCUUUUCGCGAGCAGCAGAUGGAGCGGAGGCAGCAGGAGCAGGUACUGGAGAGUUAGGUGGUGGUGCUGUUGCUGCUGCUGGUUUGGUAUCUGGUGUCGACGGGGUACCAGCCCCUCUGUGCCGCGGGCACCAGGCGCUCACGUCAGACAAGCGAGUGCGGGGCGGGUGCCUCAUGAGCGUGCUACAGUCGGGCGCAGCUGCGGAGAAGCUGGCGCAUGCAGGCCACGUGGAUGCGGAUGUAGAGGGGAAUUUUGCUAAUGAUAAUGGAGAAGGUGAUGAUGACGAUGGUGACGAUGAUGGUGCUGACGUGGCAGCCUUAGAGCUCAAUACGGACACAGAUGCGGAUUUCAGCGCCUUUGCUGCCCCUUUUGCGUCCGGCCCCUUUGCUGCUAGUCCGUUUAUUAGCGGGUUCAGCGGAUACGGCCAUCCCUCUGGGGGGCACAUGCUAUUAGAAGAGCCCUCGUUUGAUCUCGACUUAGCAGCCUUCUGGGGGUUUGGGUCAGCGCCUGAAGACGCGGCUGGGGUGACUGCAGCGGGUGUGACUGUACCGAGUGUUUCAGGAGCGGAGGGAGCAGUAGCGGAAGCAGCAGGGGCCGGAGGGAAGAGCGUGGGGGCGGAACCUUUAGGUGGAGUGAGGGAGGCGGAAGCAGAGGGAGCCGCUGCAGGGAGAGCAGCAAGGGAUGGAGAUGGGCCAGCGGAAGGGCAAGGGCAAGGGGAAGGGGAAGGGGAGGGGGAGAACGAGGAGGUUAUGGAAGGAGCGGACACAGGGGAAACAGCGGGUCUGGGCGGGGAAGCAGGGGAGGCAAUGGACUGUGAUAUGAUGUUCAUGUCAUGGGCUAUGCCCCUCGUGCCUCCUGCUCAGCAGCCCAAGGUCUCAACCCAGCAGAACAAGCCUUUGGCUAGUCAGGUCAAGAUGAAAUCCGCCCAGGAGAAAGCGCAGGUUGAGAAGCAGGUUAAGGCAGAGCAGGCUCAGGGUCAGAUAUCCCAACGCGAAAGAGAGCAGCAAUGUCAUCAGCUGUCUCUGAGCCUCGCCCCUCCACCAGCAGCCCCAUGCCCUCUCCUUCAAACUGCUCCCACACCCCCCUCAUGUUUCAUCUCUCCCCUCAUUUCCUCCCUGUCCCAUCCCCUCUCUCCUUCAGAUAUCCCAACGCGAAAGAGAGCAGCAAUGUCAUCAGCUGUCUCCGAGCCUCGCCCCUCUACCAGCAGUCCCAUGCCCUCCCCUUCCAACUGCUCCCACACCCCGCUCCUCCCCUCCCACUCCGUGGGCACCCUCCCCCCCGCGCGCACCUCCCCACCUCUGCACCGCUCUACAUCCGCCUCCACCCUUUACCCUCGAGCGUCGGCAGCCCUGACUGUCAGCGGCCCCUUGAAAAGAACCGCCACCCACGCUGGCCCGUCUUCUGCCCGCGCUAUACCCUCUAAGAGGCUCUCCGGGUCUCGUUAUAAGGGACCGGUAGGAGCAUCAGCUGCGUUUGCUGCGCCUGGGAAUCCGUUUGGCGUGUCCCCGUCCCCUCCUGGGAAUUCCAGUGUGUUCUCCCAUCUGUCCACGUCAGCACCGCCUGCCUCAGCGUUCCCGCCUCACAUGUAUGCAAUGUCGUCUGUGGCGCAUCCGUCCUUAGCGCAUCUCUCCUCAGCGAAUCAUGCCCUAGCACAAGGAAUCAUGAUGCAAGAGCAGAGAGGGGUGACAGGGGGCAUGGGCAUGAGCAUGGGCAUGGGCAUGGGCAUGGGGAGUGUUAAUGCCACACACCAUGGCGCCUAUGGCGCUGCUGCUGGCAGUUAUGCCACAGCAGGAGGUUAUGCUGCUGCUGCUGCUGCUGCUGCUGCUGCUACUGCUUCUGCUGCUGCCGCUGCUGUUGCUUCUGGAGGGUACAGUGCACAUAUGGCAUUGCACAGACAUCCCCAUGCCCCUUCCAGCUUCCACGGCUUGUCGUAUCUCGCCCACUCGCCCCCUUCCACUGCCCACUCCUUCCUCUCCCACUCGCCUCCCACACCACACUCCUUCCACCACCACCACUACCACCCAAGCCACUCCCUGCCUUCCAUUCAUAACGAGCAAAUGCAAGGAUUGCUACAGGAAAAGGGCCGCCGAAUUCGCCCUCGCGCCGACCCAGCUGCCACUAUCGGGUUUGCUUAUAAAGGGGCUGUUUCCGCGCCGGAGCCUGCUGCUUCCGAGGCAGGUGCGGGAGGUUCGGCUGCGGCUGCGGCUGCGGCUGCAGGUUCGGCGGGCGACGGGCUGGGUUCCACAGGACUUGGUUCUAAGGGACUUGGCACUCGCAUUAACUCCUCUGCUAGCCUCUGUACUGGUGGUGCCUCUUUGCCUAAGGACAAGGGGAAAGGCAGACCUGGUGAAGCUGGGACUGGUGCUGCUGCUGUCAGUAGUGCUGUGAGUAUGCAGGUGGAGGGAGAGGUGGAGAAGGGGAAGGGGGACGAAGGGGCAGAGCAAGGGGUAGCUACAGCAGCUAGUGGUGCUGCUGCUGCUGUCAGUAGUGCUGUGAGGUUCCUACCAGGGUCUCUGGGAACAGCAGGUGCACUGUCAGGUGGAUUUUCAGGUGGCCAGCCAGGUGUUUUCUCAGGUGGUUUCUUCCAUGGGAGGGUCCCUGGGUCUGUUGCAGCACCUGAGCGCAUGCACCUGAUGAUGGCCGGUGGGGCUGGAGCUGUUCGCCAGAUUUCUCCUGGGAUGGGCCAGGUGGUCGGCCAGGUGCCUGCAACAAUGGUCCAGGUGCCAGGCGGAAUGAUAUCUGGGGUUUCACCUGGAGGCACAGCUUCCCUGCACCAAACACACCACCCGAUGCACCACCCGUACCACCAACACAUAUAUCACCACCCUCAGCAGCACAUGGUGGGAUUUGCACCUGCAGGUGCAGCAGGGGUGCCAGGCGCGAGAAUGGGCAUGUAUGGCAUGGGAGGGGGCAGCAUGAGUGUGAGCAUGAGCAGUGGGGGCAGCAGCAUUGGGAGUGGGGCAGGAAUGGGUGGGCUGGCAGGUACAGGGGGGCAGGCAGGGGGUGCAGGGACAGCGGGGGUGGGAGGAGGGGCAGGAGGAGGGGGGGGAGUGGGAGGAGGAGUGGGGGCAGGGGGCGUGAGUGCAGAGCUCAUAGUGAAGAGGAAGAGGGGGCGGCAGAAGAAGGUGCCUUCUAAAAUCGGCCCUUGUGGUGCCACCACCAAUCUGCGCCCCCUCGCCCCGAGAAACGCUGCUGCUGCUGCCACUGCAUCUGCUGGUGCUGGUGGUGCUGGUGGUGCUGGCAGUGGUAGUGGUUCUGCUGGUGCUGCUGCUGGGGGAAUUGGGGGAGGAGGAGUGGGGGGGGCAGGGGGGGCAGGAGGAGCAGGAGGGGCAGGAGGGGCAGGGGUGGGGAUUGGGUAUGGAGCUGCUACAGCCGCUGCUACAGCCGCAGGAAUGGCUGUAGCAGGACCAGCGUUACCCCCUGGUUCCUCAGCUCAAUUCGGCCUCCAGAGAAUGAUAAUGGUACCUGCUACUGCAGCACAGCCCGCAUUGGUCCGCCUCCCUUCCCAUCCACAGCCCUCGUUUCUGUCACACUUGCCAGGAGGACACCGCUACCCCAUGCCUGCGCACCCGCCCAUCCACUUCAAUGGGGGCAUCAUGGGCUGCUGCCGCCCUGCCGCCCCAUACGGCCCAAAAGUAGCGGUGAUUGCAGCGGGUGGGGGGAUCAUGGGCAUGGGUAGUGCUGCAGCACACCGCUAUCCCUUACCUGCGCACCCGCCCAUCCACUUCAAUGGGGGCAUCAUGGGCGUGGGUAGUGCUGCCGCCCUGCCGCCCCAUACAGCUCAAAAGUAG
This is a messenger RNA of Closterium sp. Naga37s-1, 7524 nucleotides long. The record is from the annotation of a GenBank genome assembly. Lineage: Eukaryota; Viridiplantae; Streptophyta; Zygnematophyceae; Desmidiales; Closteriaceae.